Fusarium graminearum PH-1 is the source of this 2239-nucleotide messenger RNA. RefSeq lists its product as uncharacterized. NCBI's taxonomy places the organism in Eukaryota, Fungi, Ascomycota, Sordariomycetes, Hypocreales, Nectriaceae. The transcript has a single exon. The record is from RefSeq and is a predicted model, not a curated record. The coding region runs from base 1 to 2097 and encodes 698 amino acids.
AUGCGUGGUCUUGUCAUCUUCAGCGCGGCCGUCGCCGUCGCCAACGCUGCUGCCGUCGAGAAGAGGCACUACCCCGUUCCCGGAUCCGAGGAGCCCGUUCCUUCUGUUCCUGACAACGAGUACACUCCUCCCAGCAACGAGUAUACUCCUCCCGACAACACCUAUCCUCCUCCUGGAAACGAGUACCCUCCUCCCGGUAACGAGUACCCUCCUCCUGGACAGUCCACUGAGGUUCCUCCUCCUCCUCAGCACACCGAGCCUACUGCUGUCUACCCUCCUCCUGGACAGAGCACUGAGGUUCCCCCUCCUCAGCAGACUGAGCCUACCGGCGUCUACCCUCCUCCCGGACAGAGCACUGAGGUUCCUCCUCCCGGACAGAGCACCGAGGUCCCUCCUCCUAAGGGAGAGUCUACCACUGAUGUCUACCCUCCCCCAGGACAGAGCACUGAGGUUCCUCCUCCUAACGAGUCCACCACCGAGGUUCCUCCUCCUCCCGGACAGAGCACUGAGGUCCCUCCUCCUAAGGGAGAGUCUACCACUGAUGUCUACCCUCCUCCUGGACAGAGCACCGAGGUCCCUCCUCCUCAUGGCACCACCACUGAGGUUACUCCCCCCGAGGAGACUACCAGCAGCUUUGUCCCUCCUGUAGAGUCUACCACUGAGGUCCCUCCUCCCGUUGAGUCUACCACUGGAGUCUACCCUCCUCCUGGCGAGUCUACUGGUGUCUACCCUCCCCCUGGAGAGUCCACCACCGGUGUCUACCCUCCUCCUGAGGAGACAACCAGCGACUCAACUCCUCCCGUCGAGUCUACCUCCAGCGAGUACCCUCCCCCUGAGGAGACCACCACUGGUGGCCACGAGGCUCCUUACCCUCCUCCUUCUCACACCAAGCCUUCUUACACGAAGCCUUCUCACACCAAGCCAAUCUACACCAAGCCUUCGUACACUAAGCCUGGCUACCCCGGCACCACUGAGAUGACCACCUCAACCCUCUACACCACCACUGCCUACACUGUCACCCAGUGCCCUCCUGAGGUUACCAACUGCCCUGUGCGACCUCACGUCACCACUGAGACCAUCGUCAUUGGCACCACUGUCUGCCCCGUCACUGAGGAGCACCCCAAGCCCACCAAGCCUGUCGAGACUGCGCCUGAGCACCAGACUACCGCUGAGAUGACCACCUCAACCCUCUACACCACCAAGGUCACCACUGUCACCAUGUGCCCUCCUGAGGUUACCGAUUGCCCUGAGCGACCUCACACCCGCACUGAGACCGUCGCAAUUGGCACCACUGUCUGCCCCGUCACUGAGGAGCACCCCAAGCCCACCAAGCCUGUCGAGACUGCUCCCGUCGAGCACCAGACUACCACUCACCUGACCACCUCUACCAUCUACAGCACCAAGGUCACCACUGUCACCAUGUGCCCUCCUGAUGUUGUCGACUGCCCUGAGCGUCCUCACACUCGCACUGAGACCGUCGUUGUCGGUACCACUCUCUGCCCUGUGACUGAGACCCACGUCGUCCCUGUCCCUCCCAAGCAGACUCACCCUGUUGUCCAGCCCCCCAAGGAGACUCACCCCGUCGUUCAGCCUCCCCACCCUGGCAACGGCACCUACAACCCUCCCAAGCCUCAGCCUCCCAAGGAGACAUACCCUGUCCCCGUUCCUGUCCCCAGCAAGCCUGUUGAGCCUGAGCACCCCGAGCAGCCCCAGCAGCCCGAGAAGCCUCAGCACCCUCAAGAGCCUGAGAAGCCCCAGCAGCCUACUCCUCCCAAGGAGACCAAGCCUGUUGUCCAGCCUCCUGUUGAGUCUCACCCUACCUACCCCGUUCCUCCUCAGCCUGAGCACCCCCAGGAGCCCGAGAAGCCUGAGCAGCCCCAGCCUCCCAAGGAGACCAAGCCCGUUGUUCAGCCUCCUACUCCCAGCAAGCCCGUCGAGAGUGCUCCUCCCGCUGUUACCAAGCCUGUCGAGACCUACCCCGCUCCUCCUGUUUCCACUCCCACUGAGCCCGCUCAGGUUGUCAACGCCGGUGGACGUGUCGCUGGUAGCAUCCAGGCUACUCUCUUCGCUGCUGGUAUCGUCGCUUUCUUCCUGUAAAGAAACAACUAUUUUUUAAUUUCACUUCUAAUGCUCAUGAAGGAGCUAUGAGUAUAUGACGGAUUGGAGAUUUUUAUAUAUACGAUGUAUAGUUAGUUACUAUGCACCUAUCACCUGCACACUAUUACCCUUCCAGAUAAAU